Molecule: messenger RNA, 3269 nt
Organism: Solenopsis invicta (red fire ant)
Lineage: Eukaryota; Metazoa; Arthropoda; Insecta; Hymenoptera; Formicidae
Product: protein PRY1
Exons: 9
Coding region: 1530-3146 (538 amino acids)
Cellular component (GO): extracellular region
Source: RefSeq, a predicted model, not a curated record
CCAGUCCGAUUCCUCGUCGCAGUGCGAUACGGUCGAUAGAAGCAAGUCACGUAGUGUAGGCCACGGUGGUUGCAUUAAAUUGCAGUAACGAGUGCGACGCUACCGCAUGGCAUACGAGGGGUCACCCCCAAGUAUCGCGGAUCACUUUGUGCGCUUCUUCCCCCUCGGAACGAGCCUGUUCAUUCCGCUUGUAGAUGCUGAAGAAGUCACGAUCACGUGAACAAAACAGUUAAUUUUGAAAUAUUCAUCGUGGAGUGUUCAUCAAUAUUACAGUAAAAGUUUACUAUAUGUGGUGAAAAGAGUAAUUUUUGCAUAAAAAUUGUGUUUAUACAGUAUGCAGUUUAUAUACAAUUAUAUCAACUAUUCUAGAUGAAGAAACGUGUUUCACGUGUUUGUUGAAAGUUUUUGUAGAAAUCUUUAAUAACUUUACUUAAAAAAAAAUUUAAUUUAGUUUUUUUUCCAUUGAACCUUGUGUUUUUUGUCGACCUCGGUGACAAAACAAUAGUAUGGAGAUUUUACGCAUUUAUACGAGCGUCUAAGACUCAUUAUCUGCGAACUUGGAAAACAAAGGCAUCUCCAGAGUGUAAAGAAUCCUUAACGAGACCGCAGAUAAUCUUCGGAGAAAUCAGAAACGGCCGAUUCAUCACAGUCACGUGAAAUCCUUUUAUAUCUGCGAGUUGACAAUUGCGGUCUUACGGCUGAAAGAAUCUGCAUAGAUCGAUCGCUUCAGAAUUUCUUGAUGUGGAACUUCUUGACGUGACGCGAUCGCGAUACAAAACUUGGGAUAAAAAGUAGAUGAAAGAGUCGUCGAAAAAAAUACGAAGAAGGUGUACAAAUAAAUACGCUUGAACGAACAUCAGUCAACUAUAACGUCUCGUAUAAACAGAAAUGUCAUCAUUACCGUGACAUUGAAUACUGGCUGUGAAAAUUGUUUACGUAUCGAGCGGACAUUGAUAUCGGGACACUUUACGUAUUCACAUCACGACUUUCCGAAUCGUGACACGAGGAACUACUGAUCUUGGAAGGAGAUAUCGAGAAAUCUUAUUUUUGGUUCCGAAUCGUUGAAUAGUAAUUUCAUGGUGAUUUGCAUCGAAAGGUCAGUGGUUUAUUUGCCGAGCGUAUUCUGCUAGUGCAGAAUAAUGCCGGCUACGUCAAAGCUUUUGGACUCGUUUUUCGUCAGAUAUCGCGAAGAUAUCUUCGAGUCAACUUGGAAGAUUACGCGCGCGAGCUACAAAGUGCAACUUUAAGGGUGGAAAUUUGAAGACGUGGAUGCAGAGACGCCUAUAAACUAUCGAUUGACCUGCAUCUUGAAGAGGAUGCUUCCUUCGGUCUCGUAACAAGCAGAAUUCUCGUUGAAGUCACGUGUCGCGUGGAACGCGAGGACAGACGCAUCGAGAGGAGAGAAAGGAGAAAAGGGACAGCUAGCGGGUGAGGAAGGGAGACGUUUUCCAACCACGCGACACCACGACGUCGUCACGGAAAAUCGAUUCGCCGCCGACCACCCCGCUACAACCACCCGUCGCAGUGCAAUGACCUCCAAACCGGGAAGAUCCUAUAGCGUGAGGUCUCCGAGAAUCGGAGGUCCUCUUUCGCAGUCGUUGGCUAUGAUCCCUCCGACCAUGCACGGGCAUGAGUUCAAUCAACCCUUGUCGAGGGUGGUUAUGGUCCGUAAAACGGAUCAAAGGACAUUCAGCAAAGGAAGAAGAGGUGGUGAACCUCUUCUGGAAACUGUUACCAGGGAAACCGUCGAAUUAUUUAACGGUGGCCGAGCCGAGAGGAAGUAUACCUCCGAAACGAGGGACAUUGUUACACCAAAGUCUAGCAGCAUGCCGUCGCUCAACGUGCACGGAACGAAAAAGAAGUCGGUUGGCUUUGUCGAUCAAGUGUCGCCCGACAGGUAUAAUUGCCUAUGCGGCACAAACUUGCAGUUUAACCAAAUUCCGAUUCCAGUGAAGCGAGAGUCGAGGACAGACUCGGUAAGAUCGAAAUCUCCGUUGGCGGCUUCGCCAGCAUCACCGGGACCGUUGUCGAAUUCCUUGCACGGUAGUUUCCAUGGCAGUCUAGGAAGCGAUGGCAUGUCUUGCAGUAGCGCCAGAUCCUCUUCGGCGUCUCCCGAUUCCGCAAGAUAUUCAUCCUCACAGAUAACAAAGAUUGACACGCGUAAACCGUCUGUACGCAGAUCGGGGCCUCCGAAGGAAUUUAUUAAUGUCUGUCUCGACACGCAUAAUUUCUACCGAUCGCGGCAUGGUGUACCGCCGUUACGACUCAGCAAGCAGCUUUGCAAGACAAGUCAAGACUGGGCUAAUAUAUUAGCGACUAGAGGUAGAUUAGAACACAGAGCGAAUAUUGAUUAUGGAGAGAAUCUCUAUUGCAUGUGGAGUUCCAAUCCAAAGACUAUUGUUGGCGGUGAAGAACCCGUGAAUGAUUGGUAUGCUGAAGAGGCUCAGCAUCAAUACGGAAAGGAACCUACAACAUUAAAGACUGGUCACUUCACGCAAGUGAUCUGGAGGGACAGUACUGAAUUAGGAGUAGGAAUGGCUAGGAAUAGAAAUGGCGAGGUCUAUGUUGUGUGUAAUUACAAUCCUGCUGGGAAUUUCCUAGGCAGUUUCACAGAGAACGUUCUUCCACCUGUGGAUGCUGGUCCUGCGAAACGGAUUAAUUUUACCGACCUAAAGCAACACUAUAUAAACGAGCAAACGUGGCAGCAGGAGGCAUUACUGGUUCACAAUGAAUAUCGAAGGAAACAUCGUGUACCAGAUUUAAGAUUGAGUCCGGAGUUAACGGCUGCUGCCAAGGCCUGGGCAAACACAUUGCUAAAUACAAAUAAACUGAUACCUCAGUCGUCGUCUCCGUACGGCGAAAAUAUUUAUUCGAUGCAGUGUUCCGAUCCUAAACUGAUCGUUUCUGCACGUGAAGUCAUUUCAAAGUGGUAUUCCGAGAAGAAGGAACAUAAAUUUAGCAUCGAACCGAAAGUUCUCAAUACAUGCCACUUUACACAAAUUGUCUGGAAAAGCACGACUGAAAUGGGCAUUGCUAUGGCUAAGCGAGAUGGUACUUGUGUUGUAGUGGCAUGUUACCAUCCGAGAGGUAACAUAGUUGGACAGUUCACUGAAAAUGUACUGAAGCCUGUGAAGGGCGUUUGUUAGCCGAACUUACUUCUAUCGAUAAUGUAUUUAUGUAUCGUGGAGAUGAAUUCGUAAUAUAUGUAAUGUAUAUACAACACUUGUGCAUACACAUAUAAUAAACAUUCCACAUACACAUAUUUUUAA